AAAAUGUCUCUUCGCUUUAUCGGGCAACACGAUUUUACUAGUAAGGGAAAAUUUGUUUGGGAAAUACUUUCACAGAAUUAUUGUUGGAAUACAAAAUGGCCUUUAGAAUCGUCCUAUAUUAAAAUUAUUGCAGCCCGUCCAAAAAUGGAUCGCUGGCUUCAACAAGGCGUUCUAUGGGGAGAAUGGACAUUUCGUGGCAUUCCGUUAGGUGUUUACAAAUUUGGAAACGAAUUAAAUCGUUCACAAUGGAUUCUUGUUCACAAACACGAAGAAAAGAAAUUGAUUGAAAAUGAGAAUAAAAUGCCUAAAAUUCGCCUUCCAUCUUCAUUUCCAAUUCCUCCUUUGCAGAGGCUUUUGGCGAAUAAAUUGUCCAAAAAACUGGAGAUACUCAACAAAACUACUCAUACUCCUCAAGAACGUGCACUUUUAGAUUUAUCUGUUGAUCCAGAAUUUGAACAUUUAUUUUCUUUGUUUGAAAGAUUUGAACCAAUUAAAGAAUCAAGGUAA
Messenger RNA from Meloidogyne enterolobii, 507 nucleotides. NCBI's taxonomy places the organism in Eukaryota, Metazoa, Nematoda, Chromadorea, Rhabditida, Meloidogynidae. The record is from the annotation of a GenBank genome assembly.